This is a messenger RNA of Daldinia loculata, 1692 nucleotides long. RefSeq lists its product as uncharacterized. Gene Ontology annotation, biological process: metal ion transport; transmembrane transport. The transcript has 4 exons. Gene Ontology annotation, molecular function: magnesium ion binding; cobalt ion binding; cobalt ion transmembrane transporter activity. Bases 1 to 1692 code for a protein of 563 amino acids. The record is from RefSeq and is a predicted model, not a curated record. Gene Ontology annotation, cellular component: membrane. Lineage: Eukaryota; Fungi; Ascomycota; Sordariomycetes; Xylariales; Hypoxylaceae.
AUGCCUAAUAUGCACGAUGAGGACGAGUCGGAUCCUAAUUGUCUCAUUCCGGAUGGAAGACUUGGCAAGGAAAGAUUUAAAGAAUAUUUCAACGGAGACGUAUACGACGGACCGCCUUUUCGUUACGAGCAGGAUUGGGAGAUUGAUACAGCUACAUUGCCAUAUCUCCAGCACGUCAAGUCAUUGUCCGCAGCCUGGCCUCAUCUGCGCUACCUUGCACAAUGGAUGGAGGUGACGACAUCGCCUAAUAAAUGGCAGCUUAUCAAAGACUUACAGCCCGCCCAGCUGAGCAGCAUUCGGAGAGAGAGAGCUAGACGGACCAAUGUUGCGUCCGUUGACUUCAUUUCGGGGCAACCAGCUCCGAUUAUCAAUUAUAUGAAUACUCCAGAAAGUCUAGCCCAAUGUCUAGACCAGCAAGCCGUACCAGGUGCCAGCCGAUUAUAUAUUGUGGAAGACCUUUCACGAGAUGUCAUUGAACAUCUCGGUUCCAAGCUUGAUAUCGACCCUCUCUUCUUUCGAGAACACAUCAAUGACUUUACAUGGUACAAUACUCGUGAUCCGUGGGUCGAGCUCCCUGACCUUGAUAUAGUUUCGCGGGAUCGGCCGUACUUCCGCUUAACCUAUAAUCAACCACGAUACUUCAGAACACAAGAAAGCUUCAAUAAAGCACAAAAGCAGGCCGGGAUGUUCAAUGUGCUUCGACGGCUUGACGCUGACGAUGAGCAUGAAUCUCAAUUUGACGAGAAGUCGGCCAUAGUUGCCCUUGUUAGGAGUAAGGCGUCUCUAUGGAUUAGACCGGCUAAAACUGGCCAGCAAGCCGUUGGGGUUCUCCUUAUCGAUCCUUCGAUUACAGAAGGAUAUCCUCUCUGGAGAGGGUAUCGGCCUUUCAAGAAUUCUCCAACGCCCAAAAACCGGACGGGUUAUGAGGUGCCCCCCAAAACCAAUCUCUUCGAAGACUUGAUUUUCUGGGUUCGACAAACAUCUCAGCAGGAUAUCGAUGCCAUCGAAAAUAACCCAAGGGCGAUGGCUUUCCGCAUUCUGGAGAUCAUAUGUGCUGAGUGGCUGACCUUGAGCCGUUAUGUUACUGCGCGCCUAGGCCAGAUUGAAUGGGAAAUCGAGAGCCCUAAAUGGUUCGAUAUACAGAAGCAAGAACUCCAACGCGAGUCUAUAAACUUCAACAUGUCACUUAAAAAGCUUCAUACGUGGCGGCGGCGGCUUCCAAUAUACAGAGCCAUGGUUGCCGAUACACGUACAAUGCUUUUCCCCGAUUCCAAGCCGGGCUCCAAGCACCAGGACUGCAUUGACGAUCUGAAAAAGGACUUUACCAUCGUCGCCGACCACAUACAAGACCUCUUGUCUCGCGCGGAGCGCAUCGCUGCUGUCGCCACGGCUGUGGCCGCAAUCGAGGAGAGCCGGCGCGCCGUUGAGCAAAAUAAAACAUUAGGUCGGUUAACCUAUCUCGCCGUGAUAUUUGCGCCUCUCAGUUUCGUCUCCAGCUUCUUCAGCAUGUCGACCAACGUUUCGGAGCUCACCGGGACGAUCUGGGUGUACUUCUGCGUCGCCAUCCCCGUCAGUCUGCUAGUUUACCUGAUAGUUGAUAAGAAUUGGACGAAUAGCUUGCAAGUCGUUUAUGACCGGGCAAAGGAGGCAAAAGAGAAGCUUAAAAAUCCGAAUCUAAGCGUUGAUAAGUAG